AUGAGCACGACCCUCUCUCACACCACCAGAGUUCGCCAGUCUCUUCAUCUGUCCAUAGACCCAUCGCCUUACCACCACUUUCGUGCCUCAUCAUCGGAUUCAAAUACAUCAUCCUCGGAUUCUGCAAUGACCAGCUCAGAGACCAUGGAGAGCUCUCCACCUUCUUCUGUCUCCGAACCAAGCAGCAUCAUAUGCACAGUGUUGUGCAUGUAUGAUUUCCAGUCGGACAAUCCAAUUCACCUAUCCUUUCGCAGGAACGAAAUGCUCGAUAUCAUCACACAGGAAGCCACCGGAUGGUGGGCAGCAAUGCGACGUGGAGGCAAUGUCGUUGGCUGGAUACCACAAGCCUUUGUGCGCCCGCUUUCGUGGGAAAUGGCGGAGAGACUGCGCAGUAUUCUGGAAGAACUUCGCGUCUUUGAAUAUGACGCUGAGCAGCUCUACAACUCUGCACCUACUUCACAGAUAUCUAGUGUCCUCGAGUCUCCUUUACUUAUUGAGGCAGAAAAACAUGUAUCUGCUCGGUCGCCAUGGUCUUCGCCGGAGACCCACCAGAGACCACACCACCCUCCCUCUCCCAAGACGCCAGUACCCCAUCCUCCUUUGAUAACCGUGCCUGUCAGACGCAAGCUAAGGAACCCUUGCAGCAUGUCCGAGAUCUCAUGCAGGGAUAAGCUCGCCACCCUCGAGCCACUCUCACCUCUCCGAAAUCCCCCACGGCGCCAUUAUUCUCCUUUGGCUUCGGAACAUGACUCAGACGCUGAAUCUCCAUCUGCCUCUGACAGACGCCGUUUGGAAAAGAUUAAGCAGCUUACGGGAAGCGAGGAAGCGGUCUCGUUCAUCAGCACUGUCCAAGCUCAGGCCAAUUCCCCAUGGUAUAUGAAGUCACGGCACUCAGAUCAGCUAAGGAUUGACAGCGAAGGCCAGGUCCGCUCCGGGACCACAGAGGCUUUGGUGGAGAAACUCACGUCGGAAACCUCCAAAGAUGUUAUCAAGGCCGCACAGGAAAACACGUUUCGGAACGCAUUUCUGAUGACAUUCCGGACGUUCAUGACCGCCGAUCAGCUGUUCACCGCACUUGUGGGUAUUUAUGCUAUGGAAUACCCUAGCAAGAUAACGGAUCCAGAAUAUGAAGAAUGGAGGGAGAAAUGCUCUCUCCCUACACAACGCAUAGUGCUGACUGUCUUUACUAUGUGGCUUGAAGAUCACCGGUUACUUGAGGAAGAGCCACACAUAGCCCAGCACCUCACUGAUUUCCUCAACGACGUAACCCCUCCCCUUGCCGUGACGGCUAAAUUAAUUGUCAAAUCUAUCGAGCGGCUGACAUUUGCUAGUCCCUACGUGGAAUCGCCCGUAGUAUCCCCUCGUCGGAGAAAAAAAUCUCGCGAUCAUAAGGGCGACCUUCUCCGCCUUGAUCCCACAGAUUUGGCCGAACAGCUGUCCCUAUUUGAGUAUACUCUCUACAACAAGAUAACUCCUCAAGAUUGUUUGUUGUAUGCAAAGUCGCCUCAAUUGGCCCCGAAUCUCAACACUUUCUGCGCCACCCAUGAUAAACUGGCGUCCUGGGUAACCUUCAGUAUCCUGAACAACGAAGCACUAGGAAAACGGGCGGAUACUAUUGACCUCUGGAUCAAGGUCGCCGAGAAAUGCCGAAAUAUGAAUAACUUCGCAUCUAUGAGCGCGCUUAUUACAGCGCUCAGCAGUGUUGUCAUCACGCGGUUGCAUCUCACAUGGGCCCAUGUGGGGCGAAAGACGAAUCUUGACGCGCUGUUGAAAUAUAACGAACCUUCCGGAGGCUUCGCCGCAUUUCGAAAUCUUCAAAGUAACGCCGAGGGUCCCUGCGUACCUUUUGUAGGGAUGUACCUUACCGAUAUUGCCCACACCAAGGAUCAGUUUGAGGACGUCGAGGAUGAUGGCCGAAUUGUGUUUAUCAAGCGGCAGCGGUGGUAUGAGACUAUAACACAGAUGCUACGGCACCAGUCGAAACCGUAUAAUAUUGGAGAGAGUAUGUCUAUUCGGGGCUUUAUUUCUUUAAAUCUACGGACAACUGGUACGAAGGACUGGAGUUUGGCUUGGGCAAAAAGUCAAGACGUACAGCGUUCGGAGCUGGAACACGCAGAUAUCCGUAGGGGGUUGGAGGCUGCUGGCUUUUAG
Desarmillaria tabescens is the source of this 2151-nucleotide messenger RNA. Its product is annotated as ras guanine nucleotide exchange factor domain-containing protein. Gene Ontology annotation, biological process: Ras protein signal transduction; positive regulation of GTPase activity. The transcript has 4 exons. Bases 1 to 2151 code for a protein of 716 amino acids. Gene Ontology annotation, cellular component: plasma membrane. The record is from RefSeq and is a predicted model, not a curated record. Lineage: Eukaryota; Fungi; Basidiomycota; Agaricomycetes; Agaricales; Physalacriaceae. Gene Ontology annotation, molecular function: guanyl-nucleotide exchange factor activity; protein binding.